AUGUCUUCUGCAGAUAAUGGAACGGUUAACAACACAGGCAAAACUGACGAGUACAUCAAACUUCGGGUUGUCGGACAAGACAAUAGUGAAGUUCAUUUCAAGGUUAAGAUGACAACGUCAAUGGGUAAACUGAAAAAAUCUUAUGCAGAACGACAAGGUGUACCGAUCAAUAGUUUACGAUUUCUCUUUGACGGUAAGCGCAUCAAUGACGAGGAAACUCCGAAAUUGUUAGAAAUGGAAGACAACGAUACAAUCGAUGUCUAUCAAGAACAAGUUGGCGGUUCGGUUUAA
This is a messenger RNA of Adineta ricciae, 291 nucleotides long. The record is from the annotation of a GenBank genome assembly. Lineage: Eukaryota; Metazoa; Rotifera; Eurotatoria; Adinetida; Adinetidae.